Molecule: messenger RNA, 1507 nt
Organism: Harmonia axyridis
Lineage: Eukaryota; Metazoa; Arthropoda; Insecta; Coleoptera; Coccinellidae
Product: opsin, ultraviolet-sensitive-like
Exons: 6
Coding region: 1-1194 (397 amino acids)
Biological process (GO): visual perception; G protein-coupled receptor signaling pathway
Cellular component (GO): membrane
Molecular function (GO): G protein-coupled receptor activity
Source: RefSeq, a predicted model, not a curated record
AUGUCAGUUGGAAGUAAACGGCUUCAAAGAAGUUUGGACAUGCGUUUACUCAACUGGACCGGUGAUGGUGCUCCCUUGGCUUUACAAAGCAGAGCAAUGGGUUCGGGGGAAAAUGAAGUUCUUCAUAGACUCGGAUGGAAUGUACCUAAGGAAGAAUUGAUACAUAUUCAGGAACACUGGCUGAAAUUUUCGGAGCCACCAGCAUCUUUACAUUUUCUCUUAGGUUUAGUAUACAUUGGCUUUUUCAUCAUUGCCAUAAUAGGAAAUGGAUUGGUUCUUUGGAUAUUUUCAUCAGCAAAGAGCCUGAGAACAGCUUCCAACAUGUUCGUCGUCAAUUUGGCCUUUUGUGAUUUCAUGAUGAUGCUCAAGGCGCCUAUCUUCAUUUAUAAUUCCUUCUACAGGGGUUUUGAGUUAGGAAUAUUAGGUUGCCAAAUAUUCGCUCUAAUGGGAUCACUUUCUGGAAUCGGGGCAGGAAUGACGAAUGCUUUCAUUGCUUACGACAGGUAUACCACUAUCACGAAACCUUUCGAUGGAAAACUGACGAGAACGAAAGCAUUCAUGUUCAUUUUGAUUAUAUGGUUGUAUACAAUCCCAUGGGCUGUUAUGCCUUUGACAGAAGUUUGGGGAAGAUUUGGACCAGAGGGCUACUUGACAGCUUGCUCCUUCGAUUAUUUAACAAACACUUUCGAUAACAAAAUGUUCGUGGGUUCAAUCUUCUUUUGUUCAUAUUGUAUUCCCAUGUCAAUGAUUAUAUACUUCUACAGUAAAAUAGUCAGUACUGUAUUCAACCAUGAGAAAGCUCUACGGGAACAAGCUAAAAAAAUGAACGUAGAUUCUUUACGAAGCAAUCAGAAUCAAGGAAGCCAGACAGCAGAAGUUCGUAUAGCAAAAGCGGCCAUAACAAUUUGUUUCCUCUUCGUUGCAUCUUGGACACCCUACGCUGUGUUGGCUCUUAUUGGAGCAUUUGGUGACCAAAGCCUCUUAACUCCAGGUGUUUCUAUGAUACCAGCCUGUACGUGCAAAUUUGUUGCAUGUUUAGACCCUUACGUUUAUGCCAUCAGUCAUCCAAGAUACAGGCAAGAACUUCAAAACAGGCUGCCAUGGUUAGCAAUCAAUGAACCUGCUGAGGAUACAAAAUCCGUUGCAACAGCUGCGACUCAAAACAACGAAGAGAAUCAUGAACAGAAAGCGUAAUAGUAACAAUAAUACUCCUAUGGAAAAGUGAGACUGCGGACAAGAACAGAUUGCUUCGUUAUGUGAUAUAAUAUCUUUAUUAUUCAUAAAAUAUUGAUUCUAUUAUUUUGUAUAUAAUGUAUUCUAGGUAUUAUUCAUAUAUGAUAUUUUUCAUGAGUAUUUGUAAGAAUUAUUUGAAAUAUUUAUUAUACUUUUCUGUAGACUUGGAUACACGACUUGAGCCGAUGAGGAUUCGAUAACGAUGCUGCAAACCUGAAACUGUAUAAAAAAUCCCAUAUUUAUUGAAAAUCUAUUAUAGAUUCCUGAACAUUGA